AUGUCGGCCCCGCGGACGAAGCGCCCCUUCGCCGGCGCAUCAAGCGACCCAACCCAGCGCCAAAUCACAUCCUUCUUCACCACCCGUUCCGGUCCAGCACCCCCAGCUGAGUCCUCGCCUACCCCGGCCUCCGACAUCCUCCCCUCCGAAGUACAGUCCAACCUCCUCUCCGUCGGCAUGCGCGUGCGCAAGUCCGUGCCCGAGGGCUACAAGACGGGCACCUACAGCGGCUUCAAGCUGUGGAGCGAUGCCUCGGACCACCGCGAUCCCGUCGUCCGGACGACCAAAGCCGCCGGCACCUUGAAUAACUCCACAUCCACCGCUACCCGCCGCAGCGCUGCGGCCCAGCUUGAGCUUAUGCCGUUCUGCGGCAUCAACAAGGUCGGCGGUCUAGCGAGCCAGCCGGCGCACGCCAGCGAGGAGGAGGACUGCGUGCCUAGCUUAGACGACAUGCCGGGUCUGACCAGCUCCCAGGAGACCGUCGAGAGCGUGGAGGACACGGCUAGUGACCCGCGGAGCAAGAAGCGUUUCUUCGCCGACGAGGACACCAACGGGCCUGUUCAGGUAUGGACUAGCCGCACGGCAUCGCUGGAGAGCGAACUUGGCUCGCGUAGCCUGACUGCGUCCGGGUGGGCAAAUGCCCGUCCAUUCGCGGUGCCGAGGAAGAGCCGCCGUAAGCCUGAUGUCGAGCAGGAGAACUUGGUCGUCGACGACUUUGACGAGGCCGACUUUCUCGUCUCGCCGGACGCCGAUAUGAGCGAUGCAUAG
This is a messenger RNA of Colletotrichum destructivum, 768 nucleotides long. RefSeq names its product Putative ribonucleotide reductase inhibitor. Gene Ontology annotation, cellular component: cytoplasm; nucleus. The coding region runs from base 1 to 768 and encodes 255 amino acids. The record is from RefSeq and is a predicted model, not a curated record. NCBI's taxonomy places the organism in Eukaryota, Fungi, Ascomycota, Sordariomycetes, Glomerellales, Glomerellaceae. Gene Ontology annotation, molecular function: ribonucleoside-diphosphate reductase inhibitor activity. The transcript has a single exon. Gene Ontology annotation, biological process: intracellular protein localization.